This is a messenger RNA of Paralichthys olivaceus (Japanese flounder), 719 nucleotides long. RefSeq names its product N-alpha-acetyltransferase 38, NatC auxiliary subunit (gene naa38). Gene Ontology annotation, molecular function: RNA binding. Gene Ontology annotation, cellular component: NatC complex. NCBI's taxonomy places the organism in Eukaryota, Metazoa, Chordata, Actinopteri, Pleuronectiformes, Paralichthyidae. The record is from RefSeq and is a predicted model, not a curated record.
UGGACACCGAGCUUCCGGUUUGGAAUUGGUCCGUCGGAGAAAUGCUUCCGUGCGCAAACGCAGAAGGAGGAGAGGAAGCGGCCAUGGCGACAAUGAUCGAGGAAAAUGGUCCCUCGAGUCACGAGCAGUCCGGAGUGUCCUCGUCCUUCCAGGCCAGGCACAAACUCGAGGGGCUCCUGAACAAGAACAUGAGGAUCCGCAUGACAGACGGACGCACUCUGGUGGGACUCUUCCUCUGCACAGACCGGGACUGCAACGUCAUCCUGGGCUCCGCUCAGGAGUUUCUCAAAUCCACAGACACGUUCUCCCAGGGUGAACCCCGUGUCCUGGGCCUGGCUAUGAUCCCUGGUCACCACGUGGUAUCCAUUGAAGUUGAGGCCGAUAGUCUGGAGGACACAGACGGAUUUGCGGUGAACCACUGACGAAGCCCUGGCUGCUUGAACAACACUCAUGUUGCAUUCAUGCGACAGACUCUCGUGGAGCCAAGGUUGAGGCUGAGCCCGGAGACCUACGGACAUGUGCUGUGGAGGAUUUUACAGAACUCCUGUGUCAGAAUCCUGACGUCCCUCCAUUGUUGAAGAAGCAGUGACAGCUGUCACAGUGUUUGAAAAGAAAUGGGCAAAAAGCAGAUACCUUGAUAAUUGUGGAAAAGGUUUUUCAGUGCUGUGUACAGGAAAUGUCUUUGUUGUGGUGUUUUAUAAAUAAAUUGCUGUAUUUGA